Molecule: messenger RNA, 2137 nt
Organism: Salarias fasciatus (jewelled blenny)
Lineage: Eukaryota; Metazoa; Chordata; Actinopteri; Blenniiformes; Blenniidae
Product: GTPase IMAP family member 9-like
Exons: 3
Coding region: 414-1430 (338 amino acids)
Molecular function (GO): GTP binding
Source: RefSeq, a predicted model, not a curated record
UGUGUGAAUCUGAAUAAUUUAAACUUCAGAGCAUGUUGAAUCUGUCUGAAUCUGCAUAUUUGAUUUUCGGGGGACAUUUUAUUAGCUGCAAUAUUUUGGAAAAAAAACUAUCAAGCUCUCUGAGAAUAUGCAAGGCACACAAAAAAGCCCUGCUGUGAUCGGGAGUGAAAACUUAAGCUUGCAUUCAGGGAAAAGUAGCUGAAAAAUGUCUUCGGAAACACAAUCAGACAUAAAACCAGUCUCAUCUCAGCAGCUUCAUCAUUUUUUAUUUAACCGUCAGUUCACUUCAUUGGCUGUGUUCAUUUUGACACUUGACCUCAGAACAAGUCCGACUCGGCCGAGAGGAAGAGGAUCCACUGCUACGUGUAGAAAGAACUCCGCGGAUUUGAUCUGCUCUGUCGUGCUGUGCAGCCAUGGCGUAUUCUUCCUUAAGACGAUAUCAGCCAGAUUCUUCAAGGAACCACAGCCCAGGUGAAGAAAUGCGACUGGUGCUGGUUGGAAAAACAGGGAAUGGAAAGAGUGCGUCAGGAAACACCAUCCUCGGAUGGGAGGCUUUCGAUUCACAGCUCUCUCCAACUUCUGUCACGUUGGAGUGCAAAAAGGCCAGAGGGGUGGUGGACGGCCGCAGGGUCGCCGUGAUCGACACACCAGGAAUUUACGACACCAAAUACAAAGAGGCGGAGGUCAUCCAAAAAGUGAAGGAGUGCGUCUCCCUCUCCGCUCCCGGCCCUCACGUGUUCCUGAUCGUGGUGAAGCUGGGGAGGUUCACAGAGGAGGAGCAGAACACCGUCGAACUCCUGCAGCAGGUGUUUGGAUCCGAAGCUGCAAAUUACUCCAUGGUUCUCUUCACUCAGGGCGAUCAGCUGAAAAACACAACAAUAGAAGGAUACUUCAGUAAAUGUGGAAAACUGAGCCAUCUGAUUUCCAAGUGUAUGUGGCGGUAUCAUGUUUUCAACAACAUGUCCGCUGCCAGGAGUCAGGUGACCGAGUUUUUUAUAAAGAUAAAAAGUAUCAUCAGCGAUAACCAGGGGAAAUUUUACACCAACGCAAUGUUCCAGGAGGCUGAGAGAGCGAUCCAAGAGCAACAGAGGAUGAUUCAGGAGGCCACAGCGGAGCACAAACACAGAGAGGAGGAAAAACUCAGGAAGAUGCUUCAAGGGGAAGAACUGCAGGCGAUGCUCAAGAGACUCGAUGCCGAGUACGAGAAGAGCGCAAGAGAGAAGGCAGAAAAGAAAAACAAAUUUCUUAAAGGCGGCAUGAUAUUGACCACGGCAGAGGUGGGUGUUGCCAUCGGCGCCGCCGCCGCAGUCGCCGGGGGUCCGGUCUGCAUCGGGAUCGGAGCGGUGGUGGGAGGACUGGUCGGGGCGGUGGCGGGAGCAACGAUGCCGAUCGCAGCAGAAGCUCUGAAGAAGAAGUGCUCUGUACAGUAGAGAGCCGCUUCACUCAGGAAUGAAGACGCCUGAAAAACCUCAUAAAAUCUUCUUAAUCCCGUUUCAUAGUCAGCAUGCCAGUUUUAAUUGGACCUGAAGUAUGUCUGAGGUGAAUUAUUCUUUUUGUUCUGUCCUGCACUGCUUGGCCUUGCUGGAAUCUUCUGUGGCUGACAGUUUAUGAUCCUGACGGUGGAAAACAAAGCAGCAAGGCCGAAGCAACACUCCGAGCUCUUUUUCUUCUCUCACAUGUUUAUUGUUUCAUUUUCAUGUUGCACUUCACUGAUGGUUAUUGUUCACUCUCUUGGCAUCUGAAGCAAUAGAGCUACAAAUUAUAAAUACAUGACGGUCAUUAUGUAAUCAUCAUUUAGUCACCUCGUAUGUUUUCAUUUGUAAGAUAUUUCCUUACUUUUCAAACCACAGGUCAUUACUGACUAUUUCUCAGGGAAAAAAAACUACUGGUAAUAUUAAAAACUUUCAUCCGCAUUCUGUAGCUAAUAACAUUUUAUUAAAGAAAGGAAAUUCCUGUAUUUUAGUUGACAAAUUCAGGUAUGUGUUUGUCAUAAAGUUUACUUUUUUCUGAAGUGUGAGUUUAGAAUGGACAUGUAAUAUCAGUAAACUGAUGCCUUUGAAGGAAAAUGUAAUAAAACAUCCAACUGUUAAUAGUGAAAUAUGUGGACAGUUUGUUUUUGUGAAAAUGUUAUAAUUCA